ACCCUUCCUGCAAAACAACUAACAGCUCCUGCCAUUCCGCGUAUUUAAGUUAUCGAUUUUUAACACUCCGGCGUGGGCUGUGGGAAUUCGUUAAAUCGAAGCAAUGACCCCUGGUUUUAGGAUAUACGUCGUUCGCAAUUCAUUCGUAAGUCGGUUCGAAUGUAACUUCCAUGCGUAGCUGCAGCUAGCUCUUUGUAUGGCGUACCGAUUAGGAGAGUGCGAUUGUGCAGUAAUUUGCCAGUAAGAAUUUACAUCACCCAUUCUAGUCCAUCAGCGUUUAUGGCCCCGUAAGUAGGAGGCAAACCAUUAAUGAAUGCCGAGGUUUGGUCCCAGCCUGUGCAGAUGUGCGAUACAAUUAACGCAACAAAGAUGUGCCGUGUCGCAGCUUCUACGGUCCCCGGUCGCCUGUGCCCUGCUGCCUGCCAUCAGCCUCAUGGCAGUGCCGGGAGCAUCGUUCGAGACUCGGGUGGCUGUUUCGGGACGUUCGCCAGGGAAGAGCCCCAGGCGGCCCAUCGCUGUGGAAAUCCCGAUUCCUCCCGACAGGCCGGACAGGCGCAACUCGUCCAUCAACAUUGUCACAAACCCGACGUUUGACAACCGCAUGGAGCAGACGGGCCCAGCCGAGGAAUCAUUGUACUCCACCAUUCAGCCAAAGCACGAGUGUGGAUCUAGUCCUGGAACGCCACCACCUCCUCUGCCCCCCAAGCAGCUGGAAGUCCUCUACACAAAGCCCAUAAAGAACAAGAAGACAAAACCUCGGGAAGGGUCACGAAGCUCCAAGGAUUUCGGAGAUGCCAAAGGGGAGACUCCUCAAGUCUGGAAGCUUCAUGUAUCCCAAGAGAACCCACCCAAACCUUUGCAAAGUUUGUCAGGUUGCAAUUGCCAGCAACUAGCAUCACUACUUCAAGAUAACUAUGCCAUGAAGCACGAACUACUCACCUACAAGGACCGGAUUAAAUCACUCACAACCAAGCUGAAGCAAUUUGAGGGCAUUUCGGAAGUCAUGAAGGAGUUGCAGAUGAGUGUAGAGAAAGUGUCGGAAGAGAACACCAAGCUGAAGCAGUACGAGAAACGCGUAACUGAAGCAAAGACUUUGGAACAAGAGAAAAGGGACCUCUACGAGCAGUUGAAGGACGCGCAGUCGCAGUACAAGUAUGAUGUCGACCACCUGAGCCAGCAAGUGAGCCAGCUGGAGAAGGAGAAGCAAGAAUUGGAGGCUGCCCUAGCCAAGGUUCAACAGGAGCACGACCAUCUCCUCAUCAGCACCCAGAAUUCAGUGUCCUUUCAGUUCCACACCACUGCCAUGCUCGAAGUCAAGAGGCUGCUAGAAGAGCUCAAACAAAAAUACCAGAAUGACAAGGAAAACCUGACACUCAAAGUUCAGCUUGCCGAGCAAGAGCGAAGCGAGCUAAAGCUGCAGCUUGUUCAGCUGGAAGAGGAAGUGAACUGGCUCCGGAGUGAUCACAGCACCCUGUCGGGCGCCUACCGGCGAGCUGUGCGCCAGAAUCACACCCUCGUCUCGCACCUGCAGGAGCUGCAGAACGAUGACUCUGAGAUGCAGUCCCUGCUUUCCUCCCUCCUUGUCACUGCCCACCAAGUGGUGUCCGAACGAGACAGCCUGGAGAUAAAGAAUGAGGAGAAAGAGAAGGAGUGCCAGCGCAUGAUGGAACUUCUCGGGCAGCACAACGUAGACCUGGAGCAGCUCAACAAGUACCUCAAGAACAUGCAAGACCAGACUGAGGAUGAGAAAUACAAAGCAAAGCUCAGGCGGGAGCUUGAAAGCAACUUGCAGGAAGAGUAUGAGCAGCAAAUCUCCCACCUACAUACCAAAGUGGAACAGAAGCAACAGGAACUGGAAAGGGUGCACGGGGAAAAACGGAAGCUGGAGAGAGAACUGGAGCAGCUGUGGCAAGUGUUUGCCCACGAGACGGACAUCAAGGCACUUCCGGGAGAAGCCGCCCAGAACUUCCUGUCGUGCACCAACUGAGUAAUUUCCACAGCAAUCCCAUCGUAGGGCUAGCAUUUCUCUGCCGCUACCAGUAUUAGACUUACAUCACCAUAAAUACUCUUCAAUUGCAGCCAAAAAGAAACUGCUCAAUAGCAGACACAAAACUAAUUGUUGCUAAACAAAAUGAAUGAAGGCUGUACACUACCGACUGCUGCCAAGUCAUAUCGCUCGAGAUAUCACUUAGCAUUAUAAGUAUAUAAAUAUAUAUAUAAAAGUGUAUAGCAAUGACUCCAGAUCCAUCAUUCCAUUAGCUGCAGUUGCGUAGCAUUUGCACACUCGGCAACACUCCUCCGGUGCUUUUGUAUUGUAUUAUAUAAUGUACCCUAUUGGUCUUCCCAAUAAACAAUGAAAUGAAUGAACAA
Ixodes scapularis (black-legged tick) is the source of this 2370-nucleotide messenger RNA. RefSeq names its product centrosomal protein of 89 kDa (gene Cnb). Bases 314 to 1987 code for a protein of 557 amino acids. The record is from RefSeq and is a predicted model, not a curated record. Gene Ontology annotation, biological process: mitochondrion organization; chemical synaptic transmission; cilium assembly. Gene Ontology annotation, cellular component: centriole; ciliary transition fiber. The transcript has 14 exons. Lineage: Eukaryota; Metazoa; Arthropoda; Arachnida; Ixodida; Ixodidae.